CAACCUCUUACAACUCAGCAGCUCAUCCUUAAAUCCCAUCUGCCAUGGAAAAGAAAAUGAGAACAAAAAUAUGAAGAUAUCUGAUUGAUGAAGGUUGAGGAGGAGAAGGCUGGGGUCAGAAAGCUGGACCCCACAAGCUAUACGAGGAGAAAACCAGGUCAAGAUUGUCCUUCCAUCCACAUCGGACUUCCAGUUCCCAGUUACUCUCAAAGAAAAAGUGACCAGAAGGGACAUCUCUCGAGCCUCCAAAAAGUUCACUGGAGUCUGCGGCCAGACAAGCCCCAACAAGAGCUGGCUGGUCCAGGAACCAACAGCUGGGGAGGUAGCACGGAUCUCAUCAACAGGACUCGGUCUCCAGCUGCUGAGCAGCUCCAGGACAUCCUGGGGGAGGAAGAUGAGGCUCCCAACCCCACGCUCUUCACAGAGAUGGACACUCUGCAGCAUGAUGGAGACCAGAUGGAGUGGAAGGAGUCAGCCAGGUGGAUAAAAUUUGAAGAAAAGGUAGAGGAAGGAGGCGAGCGCUGGAGUAAGCCCCACGUGUCCACGCUGUCCCUGCACAGCCUCUUUGAGCUCCGCACCUGCCUGCAGACGGGGACAGUGCUGCUGGAUCUGGACAGUGGCUCCUUACCACAGAUCAUAGAUGAUGUCAUUGAGAAGCAGAUAGAAGACGGGCUUCUACGACCAGAACUUCGGGAAAGGGUCAGCUAUGUGCUCCUGAGGAAGCAUCGCCACCAGACCAAGAAGCCCAUCCACCGUUCCUUAGCCGACAUUGGAAAGUCAGUGUCCUCCACCACGAAUCGCAGCUCUGCUCGGAGCUCCACGCCAGGCCCCAGUCUGCACCGCUCCACGGAGGACCUGAGGAUGCGGCAAAGCACCAAUUACGGACAGCUGUGCCAUGUCCAGAGCAGAAGCAUGAAUGACAUCUCUCGUACCCCAAACACAGACCAGCGAAAAAACAAGUUCAUGAAGAAGAUCCCCAAGGACUCAGAAGCCUCUAAUGUGCUUGUGGGGGAGGUGGACUUCCUGGACCAGCCAUUCAUCGCAUUUGUGCGGCUCAUUCAGUCUGCCAUGCUGGGAGGGGUGACGGAGGUGCCUGUCCCCACGAGAUUUCUGUUCAUACUGCUGGGACCUUCUGGGAGAGCAAAAUCCUACAAUGAAAUUGGCCGGGCCAUUGCAACCCUUAUGGUAGAUGAUCUCUUCAGUGAUGUGGCUUACAAAGCCCGGAACCGGGAAGAUCUGAUCGCAGGGAUCGAUGAGUUUCUAGAUGAGGUCAUUGUCCUUCCCCCUGGAGAAUGGGACCCGAACAUCCGAAUUGAGCCGCCCAAGAAAGUGCCCUCUGCCGACAAGAGGAAAUCCGUGUUCUCGCUGGCCGAGCUGGGUCAGAUGAACGGCUCUGUGGGCGGAGGCGGUGCCUCGGGCGGCGGGGCUGGCGGCGGGGCCGGCGGCGGAGUGGGCAGCGGGGACGAGGCCGAGAUGCCCGCUGUGCACGAACUCGGAGAGGAGCUGGUCUGGACCGGAAGGUUCUUUGGCGGGCUGUGUCUGGAUGUCAAGAGGAAGUUGCCCUGGUUCCCAAGUGAUUUUUACGAUGGCUUCCACAUCCAGUCCAUUUCUGCCAUCCUAUUCAUCUACCUCGGCUGUAUCACCAAUGCGAUCACCUUUGGUGGGCUUCUGGGGGAUGCCACCGACAAUUAUCAGGGUGUAAUGGAGAGCUUCCUGGGCACUGCCAUGGCUGGCUCCUUAUUCUGCCUCUUCUCGGGACAGCCCCUCAUCAUCCUGAGCAGCACAGGGCCCAUCCUCAUCUUUGAGAAGCUCCUCUUCGACUUCAGCAAAGCCAAUGGCCUGGACUAUAUGGAGUUCCGCCUCUGGAUUGGCUUGCACUCAGCCAUCCAGUGCCUUAUCCUGGUGGCCACAGAUGCCAGCUUUAUCAUCAAAUAUAUCACCCGCUUCACAGAAGAAGGCUUCUCCACUCUCAUCAGCUUCAUCUUCAUCUAUGACGCCAUCAAGAAGAUGAUUGGUGCCUUCAGGAACUACCCCAUCAACACGGACUUCAAGCCUGACUCCAUCACCACAUACAAAUGCGAGUGCGUCGCCCCUGACACAGUGAAUACAACUGUGUUCAAUGCCUCAGUCCCACUGACGCCAAACAUGAAUACUUCUCUGUACAACCCCCUAAACCUCACAGUGCUUGACUGGUCCCUGCUGAGCAAGAAGGAGUGUCUGAACUACGGCGGGCGCCUCGUUGGGAAUUCCUGCCAGUUCAUCCCAGACCUGGCACUCAUGUCCUUCAUCCUUUUCUUCGGGACGUACUCCAUGACACUGACCCUGAAGAAAUUCAAGUUCAGCCGCUAUUUUCCCACCAAGGUGCGGGCCCUGGUGGCUGACUUUUCUAUUGUUGUCUCCAUCCUACUAUUCUGUGGAAUUGAUGCCUGUUUUGGCCUGGAAACUCCAAAACUACACGUGCCCAGUGUCAUCAAGCCCACGCGGCCUGACCGAGGCUGGUUUGUGGCCCCCUUUGGGAAGAACCCAUGGUGGGUGUACCUCGCAAGUAUCCUGCCUGCCUUGCUGGUGACCAUCCUGAUCUUCAUGGACCAGCAGAUCACAGCUGUCAUUGUCAACCGGAAGGAGAACAAGCUGAGGAAGGCUGCCGGCUACCAUCUGGACCUGCUCUGGGUGGGCAUCCUCAUGGCCCUGUGCUCCUUCACGGGGCUCCCCUGGUACGUGGCCGCCACAGUCAUCUCCAUCGCCCACAUCGACAGCCUCAAGAUGGAGACAGAGACCAGUGCCCCUGGGGAGCAGCCCCAGUUCCUAGGGGUCAGGGAGCAGAGGGUGACCGGCAUCGUGGUCUUUAUCCUGACAGGAGUCUCCGUCUUCCUGGCUCCUAUCCUGAAGUACAUCCCCAUGCCGGUGCUGUACGGAGUCUUCCUCUACAUGGGCGUGGCUUCCCUGCAUGGGAUCCAGUUCUGGGAGCGCUGCAAGCUGUUCCUGAUGCCCGCCAAGCACCAGCCAGACCACGCCUUCCUGCGCCAUGUGCCCCUGCGCCGGAUCCACCUUUUCACACUGGUGCAGAUCCUCUGCCUAGCCAUGCUCUGGAUCCUCAAGUCCACCAUGGCUGCCAUCAUCUUCCCAGUCAUGAUCCUGGGCCUCAUCAUUGUUCGAAGGCUUCUGGAUUUCAUCUUCUCCCAGCAUGACCUGGCCUGGAUCGACAACAUCCUCCCAGAGAAGGAGAAAAAAGAGACAGACAAGAAGAAGAAGAGAAGGAAAGAGGACAGUGAUGAGGAGGAAAAAGAUCUUCCAGUUGGAGUUACUCCCUCUGAUUCUUCCUUCAGUGGCUCAGAACUGGAUCGAAGCAUCACCUUGCACUUCAAAAUCUCUUGUCCGGCUUCACCUGCUUUCAGCUACUCACGGAGCCCAGUGUUCAUGACACCCCAGGUGAAGAUAGAGAUGGGAUCCGACCUGGACUUUACAGACACUGAGGCCUAUCGAAGAGAGGCUGACGCGGAAACCACCCUCUAGUGGCCACAGCUCUUCCAGACUGCUCAGUCUUCACGACAGCCUGGCUCACACCCUUCAUUCACUUCUCUGUGCCUGUUCUUUUCACCAACUUUGAAAACUGGAUAUUUUUUCAAUGAACGGUCCUACAUAAACACAAAGCUCUCCCUUUUUUGCAGUCAUUAAAACACCUAUAAAUCCUAUCUUAAAAUGCAGUCCAAGCUGGGCGUGGUGGUGCAUGCCUUUAAUCCCAGAGGUAGGAG
Molecule: messenger RNA, 3752 nt
Organism: Jaculus jaculus (lesser Egyptian jerboa)
Lineage: Eukaryota; Metazoa; Chordata; Mammalia; Rodentia; Dipodidae
Gene: Slc4a5
Product: solute carrier family 4 member 5
Exons: 26
Coding region: 88-3513 (1141 amino acids)
Biological process (GO): bicarbonate transport; renal system process; monoatomic anion transport
Cellular component (GO): plasma membrane
Molecular function (GO): sodium:bicarbonate symporter activity; monoatomic anion transmembrane transporter activity; solute:inorganic anion antiporter activity
Source: RefSeq, a predicted model, not a curated record